CCAGAAUCCUUUGGGGGAUGAAACCUGGAAGCGAAGCACAUGCGCCUCUUAUGCCGAUAAAUAGCAUAAUUAGUGGACUUUCCUUCUUUGGUUUAUUAUUUAUAUCAAUUAUUGAUUUCUUCUACUGCAGCGAUACUUAAUGCUGUCUCCAUAAAACCUUAAUUAUAACGUUUUACUUUAUUUGCUGGUGUAAUUGUCCUGAUCGAUGUUAUUUGGGCAGAUGUGGUGUAGUUACCUUGCGUUCUGCCUCCUGUCGUAUCUUUCUUAUGCACAUAGAUGUCUGCACGGAAGAGGAAGCAUUCUGGCGGCGGUGCGGCGCCCGUGCCGAUGCUGCCUGCCCCCCUGGCUCCGGCCCCGGCCCCGGCCGACAGCGCCCUCUUACAGACAGUACUGAGCCCCUACUUUUCAGAUGCGCCCAAGCUUGACCUAAGGCUGGGAGAAGAUUUUUUCAACCAGCCGUGCGUCGCCUUGGCCAAAGCCUUCCUCGGUAAGGUGUUGGUGCGUCGCCGUGCCGACGGGACAGCGCUGCGGGGGAGGGUAGUGGAGACUGAGGCCUACCUGGGCGGCGAGGACAAGGCGUCGCACUCGGCUGGCGGCAGGCGAACGGAGAGGAACACGGCCAUGUUCAUGAAACCGGGGACCAUCUACGUGUACCAGAUCUACGGGAUCUACUUGUGCAUGAACGUCUCUAGCCAAGGAGAGGGCGCUGCAGUGCUGCUCCGUUCCCUGGAGCCCCUAGAGGGCCAGGAGGCCAUGCGGGAGCUACGGUCGGUCCGGCGGGGGGCGGCCGCUCGUCCCCUGCGGGACAAGGACCUCUGCAAUGGGCCCUCCAAGCUGUGUCAGGCGCUGGAUGUGCUGCGCAGCUUCGACCGGCGUGACCUGGCUACCGACACCAACGUCUGGCUGGAGAGGGACCCACAGGAGGGGCCCGCAGGGCCAGGUCAGGUGGUAGCGGCCGCCCGUAUAGGCGUGGAGUCCUACGAGGAGUGGGCUCGCAAACCGCUGCGCUUCUACCUGCGGGGGCACCCGUGUGUGAGUGUGGUGAACCGUGAGGCAGAGAGGCAGGCGGAGCAGCCUGGGCUGAAGGCCUAGGAGUGGCAGGGAGGAACAUCCACCCAUCUGCAUACUUCCCUGAUGAGACCAGCCGUGCUUGUAGGAAGAACAUCUCCAGCCAUCAGCACCCUGAGCACCAGGCCUAAUCUGACCCCCUCGACGCUGCUCCUGCCCUGAAAUGUGUCACCAGCUUGGGAUUCUCUCGGCUGGGUUUCACCUUGCAGACAAUUGGGAUGUGGAAUUCUGCAGCGUCCUCAUCCGUCUUCCCAGCCUAUAGCAGGUCUGGGCACAGACUGAUAGGGUCCGUUGUCAAUCUCUGCAGCAUGUAUUUCUAUCAGCAGUCAUCCAUCACACUGGGGAACAGCGGUACACGCCUGCCAUGUCUGAGUCAUAGUGUUUAGAUGCCAUAAAUAUGUCAGGUGAUGCCUCAAACAUGGAAAAAAGAGACUGCAGAAUCAGCCAUGAUGUCAUUUAUUUGACAUUUACUUAUUAGCGCUUUACGACCUUGCCAGCUGUCAGGGUUGGGUGCCUAUCCAUAAGGAACGAGCUUUCACUUUAAGUGCUGGCCACCGUGUUCUCCUCACGGUCCAGAGGAUGAGGAACACGCCGAGGUGAAAGGAGAUCCAACUACUGAAGGUCAGCCAGACCCUCCUUUACUUGGGGGGGGGGGGGGGGGGUCGUGUGACGAUAAACAGCUUGAAUCUCCAACACUGCACCCUCUCCCCCAUCUCAGAACAGCAGUGGCCAGCUGGGUUUGGCUCUUGCACACCAAAAUAUUUGGUAUAACCUUGGAGAUGUGCAGUGGCCAGUAUCAGCCAGAUGAUUCAAAUGGUGAAAGACCAGCAAAGAGAAGAGAAACGCUGUUGUUUAGCACCCAAAAAUGGAUCUUAAGCUGAAUUUCUCUGGUGAAAUCCCCUGUGAUAUUAGUAGCAUAAAUAAAACCAUGAUGUUUCUGAUAAUGUUGGUUCUUCAAAACUGAAAUACUUGCUGGUUGGGGAGUGGGAUGGGCUCUGACUGGAUCUAAGUGUAGAAGGUCAUACAAAACACAGA
Molecule: messenger RNA, 2103 nt
Organism: Brienomyrus brachyistius
Lineage: Eukaryota; Metazoa; Chordata; Actinopteri; Osteoglossiformes; Mormyridae
Gene: mpg
Product: N-methylpurine DNA glycosylase
Exons: 3
Coding region: 277-1092 (271 amino acids)
Biological process (GO): base-excision repair
Molecular function (GO): alkylbase DNA N-glycosylase activity; DNA binding
Source: RefSeq, a predicted model, not a curated record